AUGUCCACUAACUUCGAAAAACACUUUGAAGAAAAUGUCGACAACUGUUCUCUGGAACAGUUAAGAGACAUUUUGAUCAAUAAGUCUGGAACCACCAAACUGGCAAAUCGUUUCAGAGCUCUUUUCAACCUAAAGGGUGUUGCUGAGGAGUUUGCAUCAAAUCCUGAAGAUGCUCGCAAGGCCACCGAAUACAUCAACGAGUGUUUUGCAGACGAGAGUGAACUGUUGAAACACGAAGUAGCAUACGUCUUGGGACAAACCAAAAAUAUGGUCGGUGCCCCGCUUUUGAGAAAAGUGCUAGAAGACCAAAACCAGCAGUGUAUGGUGCGUCACGAGGCUGCUGAAGCGCUUGGGGCCUUGGGAGAUUUGGACUCGUUGCCUAUGCUUGAGACGUAUUUCAAAGAGGACCCACUGUUGGAAAUAAGGCAAACGUGUGAGCUGGCCAUCGGCCGCAUAAAAUGGCAGACCAGCGAGUCGGGAAAGAAGGAAAACCUCCAGGAUUCGCUUUACUCGAGCAUCGACCCGGCCCCACCCCUCACUUUGGACAUCAACAUCAAAGUGGAAGAGUUGAAACAGAUCCUGAACGACCAGGAAAAGCCAUUGUUCGAAAGAUACAGAGCGAUGUUCAGACUCAGAGACAUCGGCAACGACGAGGCCUGUAUGGCUUUGGCUUCAGGAUUCGACGACCCAUCGGCUCUUUUCAAGCACGAAAUUGCUUACGUUUUCGGCCAGGUCGGUAAUGCUAUCGUGGUGCCCAAAUUGAUCGAGGUGCUGAACCGGGAAAACGAAGCACCAAUGGUGAGACACGAAGCGGCAGAAGCCUUGGGUUCGAUAGCCACCGAUGAUGUACUUCCUAUCCUCAAGGGUCAUCUUAAUGAUAAAGACGACGUGGUGAGGGAAUCGGCCAUUGUAGCUCUCGACAUGUACGAGUACGAGAACAGCAAUGAGUUGGAGUAUGCUCCUUCCUGA
This is a messenger RNA of Lachancea lanzarotensis, 969 nucleotides long. It is a transcript of the gene LIA1, whose product is annotated as LALA0S07e03620g1_1. Gene Ontology annotation, biological process: peptidyl-hypusine biosynthetic process. The record is from RefSeq and is a predicted model, not a curated record. Gene Ontology annotation, molecular function: deoxyhypusine monooxygenase activity. The transcript has a single exon. NCBI's taxonomy places the organism in Eukaryota, Fungi, Ascomycota, Saccharomycetes, Saccharomycetales, Saccharomycetaceae. Bases 1 to 969 code for a protein of 322 amino acids.